Messenger RNA from Leptopilina heterotoma, 3786 nucleotides. RefSeq names its product tetratricopeptide repeat protein 14 homolog. Gene Ontology annotation, molecular function: protein binding. The coding region runs from base 257 to 3355 and encodes 1032 amino acids. The record is from RefSeq and is a predicted model, not a curated record. The transcript has 11 exons. NCBI's taxonomy places the organism in Eukaryota, Metazoa, Arthropoda, Insecta, Hymenoptera, Figitidae.
UGCUGCAGAGACUGCAGAGAUCAAAGAGUAUUUGCUCGUGUUGUAUAGUUUGCUUCUGGCCAGAAAAAUGAAUAUAUUAUACAAACAAAUUUGCUUUUCGUUGCUUUACAUUCCUUUGUAAAUAAAGUGAAAAUUACAUUUUUUUGUAACAAUUUAGAUUAAAUAUUCUUGACUCAAUGUCAAAUAUUUUUGGAAAAAGUGAACAUCAUUUUAAAAACAAGUAUUGUAGGUUAGGUUGUCACCUUAAUCAACCGUAAUGGAUUCAGUGGAUGGAUUGGAUGCCAUUCUAAUUGAGCAAACUUUAAAUUAUCAUGGUGAAGAAUUACAGAAAACUUGGGACGAAGUACGAGGAAAAGAUGAAUUGUCAGUGCUUCUUGUUGAAAAACCGAAUUUUGAAGUUUACGAGCAGAGGGAAAAAACACUUUGUCAAUCUGAUAAUGAGAAAAGACAGAGGCUGCAAAAAUUUAUUGCCAAGAAGGCUGACAUUUUGUAUAGUAAAUCAAAUUUAGAAAAAUCCGUGGAGCCAGUCAGUCAGUAUGUUGAUCAUGAAGUGGCAUAUGGAACAAUGCCAGGACUUGAUUCGUUCAUUAAAAUAGAUGAGUCUCAGCGUGUUCGUAACUUUUUAGAGUCCUUGGUUACCGGAGACAUCAUUUAUACUCAAGUGAUGGGAAAAAGUAGCACGGGUCUCCUUUUAAAGGUACUUUGCAAUUGUAGUGAUUGUCCGAGAGUAGUUCCUGAACUUACAGUAAAGGCUUUAAUAUUAAAUACGUGUACGGUGCCAGCGGUUGAUAAAAAUGGAGUUACUCGAGAAUACAUGGUCGAUGAUCUAGUCUGUGUUUGUGUAAAAGAUGUGAACGUUGAAGCCGAACGAAUUAUUGCUUCUAUGAAUAUUACACCUCGUGAGGGUUUGAUUCCUCAUCCUCCUUUAGGUCUUAUUGAUUCCAGUGAACUUCCGGACAUUUACAGGCGAAUCGUUGAAAACAAAGGAGAAUUUUUCGAAUCCAUUUUAGAGAAUAGUCCUGGAUUUUGCAAUCCAAAUAAUACGAAAUAUCUUUCGGAUUUGUUAUUAUUAGGGCAGGAUAAUCAUUCACAUAUGAUUGGUCUGAGAGACGGUUUUCCAUUAGAUGAAUAUAGUGUGAAAUUAAGACAAAUACAGUCAAGUAAAUGGGCAUUUCGCUAUGUAACAGAUGGAAUUGAUCACUUUCAAGAAGGAAGAAAUUCAGAAGCUUUCAAGUGCCUCAAUAAAGCCUUACUCAUUGAUCCUUUAAAUGAAGAAGGAUUAGUAGCACGUGGUUGUUUACAUACAACUAAUGGAAAAUUGGAUAAAGCCGUCGAUGAUUUUGAAAUGGCUAUAAAAUUGAAUCAAUCACACGUAAAUGCCCGUAAAUACUUACUUGAAACACUCGUGGCAUUAGGACGGAACUAUGAGGACGAAAAAGAAUUUGACAAAGCUCUUGAAGUCUUCAAUAAAUGUUUAACCAUUGAUCCGUGCCAUGAAAUUGCAAAAAAUGAAAUUGAAUAUUUAAAAUUGGGGGGAAUGGAGGAAGACGAUGAACAUUCUACGCAAGUAUUAAAUACUAUUGAAAAUCAGAAUGAUUCUCAAAACCCUACAACUAAAUUAGAUAAGAAAAAGCAAAAAAGAAGAAAAAUAACGAGAAAAAAAAGAAAAUGUAGUUCCUCAUCAAGUUCAUCAUCCAGUGAUUCUUCGCAAUCAGAAUCAAGCUCAUCAUCCUCUUCCAGUGAAUCACGAUCUUCAACAAGUUCGUCUUCACACAAAAAGUCACUCGACUCAAAAAUUCGUGCUUCCCUAUCGCCAUUAAGCAAAAGAAUGUCCAUGUACAAUAUUUUACCUGAAACUAAUGAUGAUUUAUUAGAUUUAGAGGGUCCAAGAGAUAUAGGUUCAGAAGAUGAUACUAAAGAUUACGAAUUAAAAGUCCGUAAAUUUUUGGACAAGUCGAAGGAUGACUCGGACUACGAAGACAAAGUGAGAAUAUUUUUUAAGACAGCGGCUAGAUGGAAAAUGGAAAGAGAAGAGGAGAAGAAGCAAAAUAAUGAGAAGAUUAAAAAGAAGAGGAGGAAAGAGAGAAAAUCGAGAGCCAAAGAUGAGAGGAGAGAAAAACUUUAUAAGAAAGAAGAUCGCAAAAAAUAUAAAUCUCGAAGAAGAAAAUUCGAGAAUAAUGGAAUGUCUCCUCUACAAGAUUUGCCGAAGGGUAAUUCAAAUUAUCCGGCUUAUUUUGCAAAUCACGAAGAAGAAUCUCAAUUAUUUUAUCAUGAGUCUAGAAUUUCUCCCCAAAGUACCUCAACUUCAAGUGAUAAAUACAGAAAUGCCAAUGAUUCAAGACACAAAACUGAAAUAAAUAAAGCUUGGGACGAUUUUUCCAUUGACAGUACUGGAGGUAAGCACAAAAACUAUUCAUAUGAAAAUGAAUCAAAUAAUUCCUCAAAUCCACAAAAGCAAAUGCGUAAUCAUCAUUCGCAACAAAUUUCAUCUCCAAAAGAGAGAACUGUGCCUAAGGAAAUAUUCGAUAAACAAUUUGAGAAUAAAAAUAAUUCCAAAUCAUUUGAAUCUUCGCAAAAUAAUGUUAAUGGCAAUAGUCAUUCACCCGAAGCUUUCGCUAGGGGAAUGAACGAGGAGAGGUAUUUUAAUCGACUCAGAAGUCGAUCAUGCAGUUCUUCCAGUUCUCAAUCGUCAAGAUUACGUUUCGCUAGACGCUCUAGAUCCAGAUCAUUCUCCAUUAGAUCCAGAAAAUCAGGAAGUUUCGAAAGAAAAUACAGCCGCUCAAUUUCUCGCUCCUAUAGUCGUUCACCACCCAAAUAUCGAUCCAAAUCAUUUUCCCGAAGUCGUAGUCGAAGUCCUCGAUCUGAAGAGAGAAAAUAUCGAUUCAAACAACAACCGCCACUACCACCACAGCAACAACAGCAACGAGUAUUUAAUAAUCGUGGUGGUCGAUAUAAUUCACGAUUCCAGGGUCAUAAUUCAAACUUUCGUGGAGGUCAUAAUGGAAAUCGUUUUCAUAACGGUCAGGAUAAUCGUUUUAAUAACAGAAGAGGAGGAGGAAUGCCACAUAAAUACAAUAAUCACAAUCCAAAUUAUCGUGGUCGUGGUAAUCAGAGUAGGGGUGGACGAUUUUUUCACAAUAACCGACAGGGAUAUAAUAGAAAGCAUUUCCCUCAAGAGAGACAAUCUUUUUCCCAGGAGAAAGAGUUUUAUCCACAAGAUCGAAUUUCCUAUUCACAGGAACGUAAUCCCUUCGCACAAAAGAAGCAUUUCUAUUCACAAGAUAUGCCCCCGAAUUCGAGAAAAUUUAAUCCAACAUUCAAUAAUGGAGAAGAAAAUCAAGAAGGUGGAUUUUAAAAUAGCUUUCUGAUUAAUAUCAAAAUAAAAUUUAAUCUUUGUUAAUUAGCCGAUUUUUGUUCUCUAAUUCUUUAAGUUAUCUAUUAGAAAAAAGAGAUGUGUAUUUUAUUACAAGAUGAUACAUUUGUAUUUUUCUGAUCUGAUAUUUUACUAUCAGAUUGUAUUUAAAUUGUUUUUCGAAUUAUUUAGAUUUUAAGAUUGUGAAUUUUUUUUUGUAUACAUAUAUUUUUCUAAUAAUUAAGAUAUUUAUAGUAAUAUUUGCCGAAUUGGAAAAAUGCGAAGAACACCGUUUCUUUUAUUCUCUUUUUUUAACUUUGUGUUAAAUUUGUCAUGAACUUUGGAAAAAAAAAUGAUUAAAUUCUGUGUUACUUUAAAGAGGUAUUAUGUGUUUUUGUAAUUCGGAAUCUUUAAAAUAAAAGAGUCUAAAUAAA